AUAAAAUAUUUUCUUUGAAUACAUAAAAGAAGAAACAAUGAUUUUAGUUAUUGAUUUUAACGGUUACUUAAAUUCAAAAAAUGAAUUUACCAUAAAGGAAUAUUCGUUUUAUACAAUGGAUAUUCGAGGUGACGUAUACACCAAUAAAUUUGAAGUAAUAUCGCCAGAUGUUGAAGAUUUAGAUGAUUUGGAUAGCGAAAGUGAAAAAAAUUAUGAAAUUUAUUACCAAAAAUACGGAAUAGAAUGGAAUACCGGUACCAUAACAAAAGUAGAAGCAGACACUGACAUUAGUUAUCAUAUUCCUAAAUCUCGAAAAAUUUUCCUAGCUGAUGAAGAAAAGAAAAAUCAAUUAAUAAACUAUAUUAAUGUACGGAAAACUCCAAAAACAAAUUAUGUAUCUCUAAAAGACUUAGGUUAUAAAAUGAACUUUUCAAACUCAACGAAUUGUCAUUACCAUCAAUCACCAUCAAGCAAUAAUUGCGCCAAUGACAAUGUUUUGGAUAUGGUUACAUUUGUGAAAGAUAAAAAGUUGUAUGAUACGAAUACGUGUGCGAACUUAUAUUCUAUAAUUGAUUUCAAUUGUUAUAAAUAUUCAAAUCAUUCAAUAAUUAAAGAAGUUUCGAUUAGUCGUAUCAGUAUUGAUGGGGUCGUAACAUCACGCGAUUUGUUUGUAGAGAAACCGAUUAAUGAAUCCCAUUCGGGACCUGGUAAUUACAAAGAAUACUACCAAAGAUAUGGCAUUAGAUGGAAAGCUGGUAAUAAAUUUUCACGACUUAUAACGCAAAAUUUAUUGCAAACUGUAAAGGAUUCAAUGCGAACAUAUGUUAAAAGUAAUACUCAAAAAAAUAUACUAUUGAAUCUGAGUACUAAAGAUAUUGGAAAUAAAAUAAUUUGCUUGGAUGAACUAGGUUAUGACGCUGAUAAUACAGAACUAGGUUUUACCGCGUGUAAUUGGCAUGAUAAUAAAAUGGCAAAUAAUUGUGCUUCCGAUAAUGUUAGAUUGAUGACUGAUUGGUUGUAUCGUAAGAAAUUACUUCCGCUCCAAGUGCGCAGUAGUUUGAAACCCAAUAUACUUCGAUCCUCCCAAGCUCAUAAGUCACGUAAGAUUUCUUCGGUUAAUAAAGCAGUGACUGCUUCGACGUCAGUUGUUCAUAAACGUAAGAUGGAUUACUCGUUGAUGCCUUCUGCAUCUCGAUAUUAUGACGCAUUCGGAUCCAUGCUGUCGUCAACUGAUGAAAAUAAACGUCGUAAAAUUGAAAAUCGUGGUGACAAUACGCGAAUGAUAAACGAAUCGCAUGGGACAGUGGCACCUAAUAUGCCUCAAUUCUCCCAAGCUUAUGGGUCACGUGCGAUGUCGUCAGUUGGUAAAGGAGCGGCUACUUUUACGUCAACUGCUGAUAAACGUAAGUUUGAUAACUAUGUGGUGCCUUCCGUAUCUCGAAAUUAUGAAGCUUUCUCUUACACAAAGUCGUCAAUCGAUCAGAGAAAAACACACCGCGAAAUUGAAGACGAUGAUGAUGAUGUGUUCAAAAUGGCAGCAAACUUGGGAAUUAAAAUAAAAGAUAAUGAUGAUAACGUGUUCGAUAUGGCAUCAAAACCGGGAAUUGAAAUCAAAGACGAUAAUGCACGAGUGAUAAACGAGACAGUGGCGCCCAAUGUACCUCGGUACUACCAAGCUCAUGGACCGAGUAAUUUUCCGAUUAAUCAGACGGAAGAACAAACAAAUUAUGACGAUGAAAAUGCUAUUGACAUCGCGUUAGAAUUAGAAUCUCAAAUUGCCAAGCACACACCGAAGAAUCUCGCUGAUUUGAAUUCAGAGUCAUUGUACAAAUAUCCAAUAGAUGAUUUAUAUGAUUAUUCAUUUGAAUCAAAUGAAUUUGAUGGUUUGCUAAAUGAUGAAAAUGAUAAUCAUCAGAGUAAAGUUGAUGUAAACCAACUAAAUGAUCAAAUUGGUGAACAAUUGUUGAGUAGUUCUAUUUCCAAUGAUCCAAAUAAUUUAUUUGAUGAUGAUGAUAACAAUGAUUUCAAUGAUAUCAUGAAUAUCGAUGCAUCAUUGCAUUCUGAAGCGAUGUUUCAUAACAGAAGGGAAGAUAAUGAUGAUCAAAAAAAUGAAAUUUUCGAUGAGAAAUUUUUAGAUACUUAUAUUGUUAAUAAUCCCAAUAAUAUAUCGUUUGAUGAAGAUGAAUUCAAUGAUAUUUUAGAAGAAGACGAAUUAUCAAUGAAUAUAGUUAUUGAUUUUAACGGAUUCUUAACCCAAAAAAAUCAUUUUAUCAUCAAAGAAUAUUCGUUAUAUACAAUUAAUAAUCGUGGUAAAAUAAGGUUCCAUAGUUUCGGAGUAGAUAAAUCCGUACAAAAAAAAUUGGGUGCAAAGAUAAAAGAAAAUUAUGAUAAUUAUUACAAAAAAUACGGAAUAAAAUGGACGACCGGUACAUUGGGGAGGAGAAAAAUGAAAAUAACACUUAACAAAUAUUUCACUGAAUCUAUGAAUAUUUUUGUAGCCGACAAUGACAGAAAAAAUAAACUAAUAAAUUAUUUGAAUUACGAUCCUGAUAAAAAUAAAAAUGUAUCGAAGAUUGUGUGUUUAUCCGAGUUAGGUUAUAAAUUGAAUUUUAAAAACUCAACGAAUUGUCAUUACCAUGAAUCACCAUCGAGCAAUAAUUGCGCCAAUGACAAUGUGUUGAAAAUGAUUGAAUUUGUGAGAGAUAAAAAAUUGUACAAUACUAAUAUGCGUGCGAAUACAUAUUCUAUAAUUGAUUUCAAUUGUUAUAAAUAUUCAAAUCAUUUACGAUUUAAAGAAGUUUCAAUUAAUCGCAUCAGUAUUGACGGGAUCGCAACAUCGCGUGAUUUGUUCGUAGAGAAAGCCCUCAAGUUACAAUCAGAACCUGUUACUUACAAAGAAUAUUACCGAAAAUAUGGGAUUAAAUGGAAAAAUGGUAAUGAAGUACCACGAUUGAUAAGAGAAAAUUUAUAUUAUACUUUAAAGCGUUCAAUUCGAACGUAUGUUAAAGACAAUACUCAAAAAAAAAUAUUAUUGGGUCUGAGUAAUGGCGAUAUUGGAAAUAAAAUAAUUUGUUUGGAUGAACUAGGUUACGAUGUGGGUAAUACAGAACUAGGUUUUACUGUGUGCGAGUGGCAUGAUAAUAAAAUGGCAAACAAUUGUGCUGAUGAUAAUGUUAGAUUUAUGACUGAUUGGUUACAUCGUAAGAAAUUACUCAAGCUUGAGAUAAGCGGAAACUUAAAAGUUAAUAAAGUAGAGAGAAAUUUUAAAACUCCUUCUGUUGUCGUACAUAAAGGAUCCGUGUAUCAGGAUAUUAAAGAUAUAAAAGCUAGAUAUUACCAAGCUCAUGGGUCUCGCGAAUUUCCUUCGGUUGGUAAUGCAGCGGCUGUCUCUACGUCAGUUGUUGGUAAACGUAAGUUUGAUAACUUGGAAAUGGCGCCCACUGUGGCUCAACAUUAUGAUGCAUUUGCAUCAGAAUUAUCAUCAACUAAUCAGGCUAAAAAACGCCAAAGAAUUGAUGAGAACGAUGACGAUGUUGAUGUAUUCGACAUAGCAUCAGAAUUGGGAAUUAAAAUCAAAGAUAGCGAUGAUGAUGUAUUUGAUAUGGCAUCAAAAUCGGGAAUUGAAAUCAAAGACGAUAAUGCGCGAAUGAUAAACGAGACAGUGGCACCCAACAUGUCUCGAUAUUACCAAUCUCAUGGCUCAAAUGAUUUUCGGAUUAAUCAGACGGAAGAACAAAUAAAUUAUGAUGAUGAAAAUGCUAUUAAUAUCGCGUUAGAAUUAGAGUCUCAAGCUGGCAAAUACGUGCCGCAAGAUCUCGCUGAUUUAAAUCCAGAGUUAUUGUACAAAUAUCAAAUAGAUGAUCUACAUGAUUCUUCUUUCAGAUCAAGUGAAUUUGAUGAUUUGCUAGAAGAUGAUGAGAUUAAUAAUAGUGAUAUUUAUCACAGUAAACUUGAGGUCGACCAACGAAAUGAUGGAGCUGGUGAAAAAUUGUUGAGUAGUUCGAUUUUCAAUAAUUCAACUAAUUUAUUUGAUGAUGAUGAUGAUGAACUAAAUGACUUUAUUAAUAUUGGUGGAUUGGUGCAUUCUGAAGUGAUGUCUGAUAAUAGACGAGAAAAUAAUGACCUAGAAAAUGAAAUUUUUGAUGAGAAAUUUUUAGAUACUUAUAUUGUUAAUAAUUCGAAUGAUAUAUCAUUUGAUGAAGAUGAAUUCAAUGAUAUUUUAGAUAAGGACGAAUUUUUUAUAUACAAAAAACAAUUAACAAUGCAUAUAGUUAUUGAUUUCAACGGUUUCUUUACCGCAGAAAAGGAUUUCGUUAUCAAAGAAUACUCGUUUUACAUAAUAAGUCUUAGAGGUGAAAUAAAGUACAAUAGUUUCGAAGUAGAUAUAUCUGAACGAAAACAAUUAAGUAUAAAAACAAAAAAAAAUUAUGAUAAUUAUUACAAAAAAUAUGGAAUAAAAUGGACGACCGGUACAUUGGGAAGGAGAAAAAUGAAAAUAACACUUAAAAAAUAUUUCGCUAAAGCUAUGAAUAUUUUCGUAGCCGACAAUAAAAGAAAAGAAAAAUUAAUAAAUUAUUUGAAUUAUGAUGCCGAUAAAAAUAAAAAAGUAUACAAAUUUAUAUGCUUGCGGGAAUUAGGUUAUGAAAUGAAUUUUAAAAACUCAACAACUUGCCAUUACCAUGAAUCACCAUCGAGCAAUAAUUGCGCCAAUGACAAUGUGUUGGAUAUGAUUAAAUUUGUAAAAGAUGAAAAAUUGUACAGUAGCACUAGGUUAAAGCAUAUAUAUUCUAUAGUUGAUUUUAAUUACUAUGAGCAUAUAAAUAGAACAGUUAUUAAAGAACUUUCAAUUACUCGUAUCAGUAUUGAUGGGGAUAUAACAUCGCGUAGUUUGUUAGUUAGGAAACCAGAGAAAUCACAUAUUGAACCCGACACUUACAAUAAAUAUUACAAAAAAUAUGGAAUUAAAUGGGAAGCUGGUAAUGAAUUCCCCGGCUACUUAAUAAAAAAUUUAUAUUAUGAUUUAAAGCGUGCAUUACGUACGUAUGUUAAAAACGAUAUUCAGAAAAAUAUACUAUUGGAUCUGAGUAAUGAAAAUAUCGAAAAGAAAAUAAUUUGUUUGGAUGUACUAGGUUAUGACGUCGGUAAUACAGAACUAGGUUUUACUGUGUGCGAGUGGCAUGAUAAUAAAAUGGCAAACAAUUGUGCUGAUGAUAAUGUUAGAUUUAUGACUGAUUGGUUACAUCGUAAGAAAUUACUCAAGCUUGAGAUAAGCGGAAACUUAAAAGUUAAUAAAGUAGAGAGAAAUUUUAAAACUCCUUCUGUUGUCGUACAUAAAGGAUCCGUGUAUCAGGAUAUUAAAGAUAUAAAAGCUAGAUAUUACCAAGCUCAUGGGUCACGCGAAUUUUCUUCGGUUGGUAAUGCAGUGACUGCCUCUACGUCAGCUGGUCGUAAACGUAAGUUUGAUGACUUGGAAGUGACACCCACCGCGGCUCAAUAUUAUGAUGCGUUUGCAUCAAAAUUGUCAACUAUCCAGGCGAUCCAGGCUAAUAGACACCAAGAAUUUGAAGAUGAUGAUGAUGACGAUAAUGUCUUUGAUAUGGCAUCAGAGUUGGGAAUUGAAAUCAAAGAUGAUAAUGCAGGAGUGAUAAACGAGACAGUGGCGCCCAAUAUACCUCGGUACUACCAAGCUCAUAGACCGAGUGAUUUUCCAAUUAAUCAGGCGGAAGAACAAACAAAUUAUGACGAUGAAAGUGCUAUUGAUAUCGCGUUAGAAUUAGAGUCUCAAGCUGGCAAACACGUGCCGCAAAAUCUCGCUGAUUUAAAUCUAGAAUCACUGUCCAAAUAUUCAAUAGAUAACAUACAUAAUUAUUCAUUCAGUUCCAAUGAAUUUGAUGAUUUGCUAAAUGAUGAAAAUGAUAAUCAUCAGAGUAAAGUUGAUGUGAACCAACUAAAUGAUCAAGCUGGUGAAAAAUUGUUGAGUGGUUCUGUUUUCAAUAAUCCAAAUAAUUUAUUUGAUGAUGAUGACAUUGAUUUUAAAGAUAUCAUGAAUAUCGAUGCAUCAUUGCAUUCUGAAGUUAUGUCUGAUGAUAGACGGGAAAAUAAUGACGACCAAGAAGAUGAAAUUUUCGAUGAAAAAUUGUUAGAUACUUAUAUUGUUAAUAAUCCGAACAAUAUUUCAUUUAACGAAGAUGAGUUUAAUGAUAUUUCAGUUGAGACGAAUUAUAAUUUGUGAUUUUAUUCUGAAUAGUAUUGGAAAUAUUAAUUAAUAAUU
This is a messenger RNA of Microplitis demolitor, 6271 nucleotides long. RefSeq lists its product as uncharacterized. Lineage: Eukaryota; Metazoa; Arthropoda; Insecta; Hymenoptera; Braconidae. The transcript has 3 exons. Bases 38 to 6232 code for a protein of 2064 amino acids. The record is from RefSeq and is a predicted model, not a curated record.